UCGUGCACUAUUUGAUGAAGAAUAAGUCAUAAGAAGAGGAUGGGUAUCGAGCGUGAGUGUGAAUAUCGGGUCGGUUGAUGGAUAAUCUGAUCAAUCGUAAUUAAUCGACUGAUUAUCCUUGUGGGCUGAAGAUACUUUUGGUAUUUUAUUUUACUACCGUGGGUUAGACUUUUCUUCUCUCGUUUUGAAUUCGAUUCAAAUUUUGUGUAAAAAAAAAUUAAUAUUGGCUCACUCUUACCAAGGAGGAGGGAGUUUCUUCAACAUGGGUGGGUCUGAAAGAGGCUUGUACAGGAAACAGAGAUCUGGGCGGCGGCGCUUGGUUGACUGAUCUGCAAACGGACGAACGGACGGAUCUGCAUUACUCAGGGCGGCGGCGAACAGAUCUGUUUUGAUCUACAAACGGGCAGAUCUGAGCGGCGGCACGGAACUUUCAGAUCUAGCGUGAACGGGCGUGAACUGAUCUUUCAGAUCUGGACGAGAUCUGAUCUGGGCAGAUCUAAACGGUCGUGACCAGUGGUGAACGGAUCUGCAAACGGACAGUACUACUCCGCCGGAUCGACGUCAGACGAGACUGAUUUGGAAGGCAGUGGCGUGGAUCUGGUCGACGGCUUGAACUGGUCAGGACUGAUUUAAAUGGCAGCGGCGUGGAUCUAAUCGACAGGGGAACUGGUCGACGGCGGUACUGAUUUGGACAGCAGACAGCCAGAGCUAGACCCUAAAUGUCAGGCUACGGAAGUCGAAGUUAGUGGCGUAUUAACCAAAUGCCUCAUUCACUCCAGUGCUAUCUAUUUGUUAUCUUUCACGUACUCGUCUUCAUUAUGAAAUGGCCGACUUUCUGCCUUAGUAGUAUGGUUGAGAGUAAAAUUCUAAAUGUCGGAGAGGAGCUGUGGAGGGAAACAUUACCAUUACAAUUGGGUUCUCGCCUAUACCAUCUUCAAGGACUCAAACCUGAUAUGUGGUAUGAAGUGAAGAUAUCAUAUCCUGGCUCUAUACCUGCCAGCUUCUCAUUAGAGCUAAAGAGAGACUUAACAAGCCUUGUUGAGAAGCAGAGCAGAAAGCUACUCGAUACUGAAAAGCUUCUUUUUAAAACAGAAGGCAUGAACUUGUUGGGAGAUCAGGUUGAUACGCAUGUAUUGGUAACUGUGAAAUCCGAGGGAGUUGUUGCCAUACCAUCGGUACAGGAAAGGGAGUCGAUCAUCUUCAAUAUAGCUUGUGACGAACUACUAAUCGGUAUCCCACACAAAGCUUGGGGGGUUGGAGGCUUGGUUAUAUUCUGCUUGAUAUUGGCAUUCAUCAUCCCAUCUCUUUUACCAUCAUGGCUGCUACAGACCAACCAAACCCAAGGACCGGGAAAUCAUCAUGCAUCCAAGAGUUCUUAAAUUGGUUAGCUUAAGACCUUGUGCAACAGCUUUAAGGCUAUAAGAAUGGAGAAGUUAUUGUAUAGUGUUAAGCUAUCUGCCUGCUCGAACUAACUGCCUUAAUCUCACAAGAAUUUUCUUAUAAUGGACCCUGAGAAGGAAAAUAUGUAAGCUUUUGAUCCAUUAUCAAGAAUUUGGUUCUCCUUGGUUCAUUUGUCAAUAAAGCAAAUUACAAAUUUUAUCGAUUA
Molecule: messenger RNA, 1606 nt
Organism: Benincasa hispida (wax gourd)
Lineage: Eukaryota; Viridiplantae; Streptophyta; Magnoliopsida; Cucurbitales; Cucurbitaceae
Source: RefSeq, a predicted model, not a curated record